Zingiber officinale is the source of this 1101-nucleotide messenger RNA. RefSeq names its product outer envelope pore protein 24, chloroplastic-like. The coding region runs from base 140 to 937 and encodes 265 amino acids. Lineage: Eukaryota; Viridiplantae; Streptophyta; Magnoliopsida; Zingiberales; Zingiberaceae. The transcript is spliced from 3 exons. Gene Ontology annotation, molecular function: voltage-gated monoatomic cation channel activity. The record is from RefSeq and is a predicted model, not a curated record. Gene Ontology annotation, biological process: regulation of monoatomic ion transmembrane transport.
GAGCACAGCAACAGUGAGAAUGGCAGCACCAACGUGGUACUGCCCGUAGGAUCUCAUUAAAAAGCCUGUUCUGUAUCUUAGCCAAGACAGGCGAACCCGGCCUGUCUUUUAUGGGCGGGGCACACGAUGCUCUACCACGAUGAAUGGCUGGUCCAACCAACCGUCGAGUUCCGACGAUAUAAUGGGGGAUUCAUUGCGACCGCCGCCGGCUCCGCUCCCUCCUCCUUCAACUCCGUCUCGAUCGGGGCUUCUUCCCAUAAUACAUAAGGGGCAAAAAGCGGAGAGGAAGAAGAUGAAGGCCACGGUGAAGGGCCGGUACGAGGUCAACAAGAGUGCCGCCGCCGCCACCCUCGCUCUCCUCGCCGGCGACGCCCGCCUUAAGGCCUCCGUUACAGAGGCCACAUUCGCCAACGGCCCGUCCCUCGAAGACCUCGUCCUCUCCCUCGAGAAGCACGGCGCCUUCAUCCUCGACUACAACGUCGCCGACAAGGAUGUGAGGUUUCAGUUCAUGAACUCGUUCAAGGCGGCGGAUAAAACCGUUAAUUUGGCCUACACGCACGCCAGAGCGGCCAACCGAACCGUGGUGGAUGGGUCGUUGCUGUUCGAUCCGGCGAACAAGGUUUCGUUGUGCUAUGCGUUCGGGUCGGGGAACUGCAAGGUGAAGUAUUGGUACGCCCACGGGGAGCUUAAGAGGACGGUGCUGGAGCCUUGCUAUGAUGUGUCGAAGAACGCUUGGGAUUUUGCCUUGACGAGGAAGUUCGACGGCGGUGACUCCCUGAAAGCGAUUUACCAUACGACAACUAAGAAUCUUGGAUUGGAGUGGAACAGGGAUUCCCAGGAGAAAGGCUGCUUCAAGAUAUCAGCAUCGUUCAAUCUGGCAGAGAAGCAGGGGACUCCCACACUGAUGGUGGAGAGUACCUGGAAUUAUGAAAUAUGAGCAUGCAGGAGGAGUGGUCUAUUGAGUGGUAAAUUAUGUUAGUUUUUUAUCCAAUCGAUUUUCAUCAGUCACAACUUAUUUCAAAGUGGAUGUGUUAGUGUUUGUGUACGUGCACUUUUAUCUCAAUCAAUUCAGAGGGAGCAAAUCAUGAGACUGUGUUUGUC